AUGAGCAAAGCAUUCAACAACCUGGCCUUUGACAUUAUGACUGCGGUUUCUUUCGACACUGACUUCAAUACCAUGGAGAAACCAGAGUACCGAUUUGCUCUCAAAGCUAUUGAGGACUCUAACGUGCGCCUAGGGGUACUUUUGCAGGCGCCCGAGCUCAGUCUCAGGUCGCUAGACAAGAAGCUAUUUCCCACAGCAUACGUCGCAAAGUAUAAGUUUGUCAAGUUCAUUCGCACGGUAAUGGCCAAGCGCCUCGCUGCUUCCAAGGCCACAUCCAAGGAUAUCUUUUCAUUCCUUCAAGACUGCAAAGAUCCAGAUUCUGGCAAAGAGCUAAGCAUAGCCGAGCUGAGUACGGAGACGGCGACAUUCAUCGUGGCGGGCGCGGAUACAUCAUCCACCAGUAUGGCUGCGGUGUCACAUUAUAUAACAGGUUCCUCCAGCUGCUACCGCAGAGUUGUUGAGGAGGUCCGAAACACGUUCUCCUCCGUAGACGAGAUCUGUCUUGGUCCAAAGCUGAACUCCUGCGCUUUCUUGCGUGCCUGCAUCGAUGAAGCUCUCCGUUUGUCACCUCCAGGUGGCAGCGCUCUCUGGCGAGAGGUCGAGCAUGGCGGUACCCUCAUUGACGGAACGUAUGUUCCGGGUCACUGCGAGGUUGCCGUGGGUAUUUAUAGCAUUCACCACAGCGCCACGUACUACACGGAGCCAUUUUUUUACGAUCCGAAGAGGUGGUACAGACCUCAAGACGCAAAAGGAUCUCGAAACGAAUCCUCACGGUUGCCGUACAUGCCCUUUUCAGUUGGACCACGCAGCUGCGUCGGCAAGCCUCUCGCAAUUGCUCAGAUGAUGAUUGUCUUUGCACGGCUCAUCUGGGAAUAUGAACUUCGGCGGGCGGACUACGAUAGCGACUGGGCGUUGGGAGACCACAACGCGGCCGAGUAUGUCCUGAAAGACCAUUUGACGGCAUGGAAGGAGGGGCCCGUGUUGAGGUUCAGCCCGCGAGUCAAAGCUUAG
Molecule: messenger RNA, 1011 nt
Organism: Purpureocillium takamizusanense
Lineage: Eukaryota; Fungi; Ascomycota; Sordariomycetes; Hypocreales; Ophiocordycipitaceae
Exons: 3
Coding region: 1-1011 (336 amino acids)
Molecular function (GO): heme binding; iron ion binding; oxidoreductase activity, acting on paired donors, with incorporation or reduction of molecular oxygen
Source: RefSeq, a predicted model, not a curated record